Rubroshorea leprosula is the source of this 1417-nucleotide messenger RNA. The record is from the annotation of a GenBank genome assembly. Lineage: Eukaryota; Viridiplantae; Streptophyta; Magnoliopsida; Malvales; Dipterocarpaceae.
AUUUAAUUUUUUUAUUUUUUUGAUUUUAGGGUUUUAACCUUUUUAGUUAAAGUUAUCUUCUUUUCGCUGUUUUUACUGUUUUCAAUGCCUCUGCUGAUCUUUGUAUUUCAAAAAUAUGAGUUGAAGUUGAUGGACGAGUAUGCCCAUGAGGUUAUUCGUUUCAUAUGUAAGUCAUUAUCAAAUUUAGAUGAGAACCAAUUUGUGCAAAGUGGAGCAGUGGAAGCAACCUAUCUGGCCAUCGAGAAUGACAUCCCUGAGAUUGUAAUUGAAUUGUUAAAAAGACCAAAUCCUAGUAUAUUAUGGAGCAAUCCAGAUCCCGAAGAUUCAAGAAACAUGUUUGCACAUGCUGUAGCACAUCGUCAAGAGAAAGUCGCGCGCUUUCUUUAUGAUGCAUUUGGUGAAAGCAAGGAUACAAAUAUGGUUACUGCCACCGAUCAAGAUCAGAACAAUUUAUUACAUAUAGCUGCACGAUUAGCUCCUCAUUCUCAACUAGACCACUACUCCGGUGCAGUUUUCCAGUUGCAAAAUGAACUACACUGGUUCAAGUCAGUGGAAAGCAUUGCUCCACAGCUCAACAAACAGAAAAAUAAAGAUGGUGAAACUCCUACCCAAGUAUUUCAUAAAGAGCACAAGAAUUUGGUAAAAGAAGCCGAAGGAUGGAUGAAAAAAAUGGCACAAUCUUGUAACGUCGUAGGUGCUCUCGUUAUCACAAUUAUGUUUGCUGCGCUUUUUACCAUUCCUGGUGGAAACGAUGACAAAACAGGCCGCCCGAAAUUGUUAAAAAAAUCCGAUGCUAAAACAGCGUCUGCCCAAGCAUGCAUGGUAUUUUUAGUAUCAGAUGCAAUUUCUCUUUUCGCUGCAUCCAGCUCAGUGCUAAUGUUUAUGGGGAUUCUCACUGCUCGUUAUGCUUGUCAAGAUUUCCAUAAUUCGUUACCCUUUAAGUUGAUUUGUGGCCUUUCUUUGCUCUUCAUUUCUAUUGCAGCAAUGAUGGUAGCAUUUUGUGCUACUCUUUACAUGAUGCUACAAAAGGAAAUGGAGUCAUCCAUGUCAAUAAUAUUUCUUGGCGCCGCUGUUCCUGUCACUUCGUUUAUAUUGCUGCAAUAUCCUAUUUUUGUUGAGAUUUAUGGCUCAACCCUUCGCCGAUCCAUCUUUAAUAGGAGAAGAUACUGGGCAGACGGAAAGAAUGUAUGCUCAGGUUUCAAUAGGAGAUGGUGGGUCAAAAUGGGGAGAGGAUCGCUGUUUGUGACAUUCUGUGCUCUUUUUUUUCUUUAUUUGAUUUCGUUUAAUGUAUUUGUUACAAAAUUGUACUGGCCGUAUUCAUAGGUUUAAUUGAUCAGAUGACUGUAUUAUAAAGAUAGACAUUUGUAAUAAAUUUAAAUGCCUCCCUUGCUCUAUUAACAGAGGAUGCAUCCUUAUU